CCCGCAAUCGAAUCCUCUUUCCCCCCAACCCCGAAAAGCCUUUCCCUCUCUAAUAUUUCUCGCCUUUGUUCGACUCUUAACCCUAACCCCUCCUCUUCCCGGUAAAAUUUUUCGUUAAUUUUGACGGAAAAUUGAUCGAGGAAAUAAGAAUGCAACAUCAGAGAUUGAAGCAACAACAACAACAAGCUUUGAUGCAGCAAGCUUUGCUUCAGCAACAAUCUCUUUAUCAUCCUGGUCUUUUAGCUCCCCCUCAGCUUGAACCAAUUCCAAGUGGAAAUUUACCCCCAGGCUUUGAUCCAAGCACCUGCCGCAGUGUGUACGUAGGAAAUAUACAUACACAAGUAACAGAACCACUUCUUCAAGAGGUUUUCGGGAGUACAGGCCUUGUUGAAAACUGCAAGCUUGUCAGAAAGGAGAAGGUUGGUCCAACUGAGCUCAUAAAACAGCUCAUAAAACAUUUNCUUUUUUUUUUUUUUUUUUUUUUUUUUUUUUUUUUGUGCACAGGUCAUUUCAACAUCUUUGUGGGUGAUCUUAGUCCUGAAGUUACUGAUUCUACUCUGUUUGCAUGCUUCUCUGUAUUCCCUAGCUGUUCCGAUGCCAGAGUUAUGUGGGAUCAGAAGACUGGGCGUUCGAGGGGAUUUGGUUUUGUUUCCUUUCGCAACCAACAGGAUGCUCAAAGUGCAAUAAAUGACCUGACUGGUAAGUGGCUUGGAAGUCGACAGAUUCGCUGCAACUGGGCUACCAAAGGUGCUGGAUCCAAUGAAGACAAGCAGAGCUCAGAUGUUAAAAGCAUUGCAGAACUUACGAAUGGAUCAUCUGAAGAUGGUAAAGAGACGGUUAAUAGUGAUGCCCCGGAGAACAAUCCUCAGUACACUACUGUUUAUGUUGGCAAUCUUGCUCCAGAGGCGACGCAGGUUGAUCUUCAUCGCCAUUUUCAUGCCCUUGGGGCUGGUGUGAUUGAGGAGGUUCGCAUCCAGCGCGAUAAAGGUUUUGGUUUUGUUAGAUAUAGCACUCAUGCUGAGGCAGCUCUGGCCAUUCAGAUGGGGAAUACUCAGUCAUUUCUUUGCGGAAAACAGAUCAAGUGCUCUUGGGGAAGCAAACCAACUCCACCUGGAACUAUCUCGAACCCACUUCCUCCGCCUGCAGCAGUUCCAAUGCAGGGGCUGUCCGCAACUGACCUCUUAGCAUACGAGCGGCAACUGGCAAUGAGCAAAAUGGGGGGCGUCCAUGCCCUUAUGCACCACCCCCAGGCUCCACAUCCUUUAAAGCAGGCAGCAGCCAUGGGGAUGGGUGGUGCUGCUGGCUCAAGUCAGGCCAUCUAUGAUGGUGGGUUUCAGAACGUUGCUGCAGCUCAGCAGCUCAUGUAUUAUCAGUAAGAGGCUGAGGAGGAGGAGAGAUGUAUACAAAAUGGAGUGCUUGGUUGGAUCUCAUCUUUUUUUUUCUUUUCUUUUCUUUUCUUUUCUUUUCUUUUCUUUUCUUUUUUCUUGUGGAGAGUUGUCUGAUGAGCCUUAGUGUAUGAUCCUUUUUUACUUUUUAAUUUGUGUUUUGAGUUUUCAGUAGUGUUUAUGGAAAAUAUGAUAUCAUUGUGUACCCGAGUAUCUGAAUUUAUUGAAGGAUAUGAGGAUUCUUGGUGGUGGUGUUGUUAUUUAGGAGAGGACACACUAGUUGGGUAUAGCCUUGGUAUUCUAGUUUUUCUUUCUUUUUUCUUUC
This is a messenger RNA of Cucurbita pepo subsp. pepo (vegetable marrow), 1710 nucleotides long. The record is from RefSeq and is a predicted model, not a curated record. Lineage: Eukaryota; Viridiplantae; Streptophyta; Magnoliopsida; Cucurbitales; Cucurbitaceae.